Messenger RNA from Chelonus insularis, 534 nucleotides. RefSeq lists its product as uncharacterized. The transcript is spliced from 3 exons. NCBI's taxonomy places the organism in Eukaryota, Metazoa, Arthropoda, Insecta, Hymenoptera, Braconidae. The record is from RefSeq and is a predicted model, not a curated record. The coding region runs from base 79 to 414 and encodes 111 amino acids.
UAACGAAGAAUAAAUCUUUUUUUUAUAUUUACUCAAUAUAUUAAAAAUUUUUUUUAACUUCAACCAUACUAGAUAAUCAUGGCGUUCAAAGCUAUCCUAUUAUUCAUUGUCUGUUUAUCAUUAGCAGUAACAAUGAUUAAAGCUGGUGAAAGAGGAUGUGCAGAAGCUGGAGAAUAUUGUCGCACGGGGGAGGCCUGCUGCAGUGGUGUAUGUAUGACUUUCCGAGCGCGUUGUUCUGGACCAUCAGGUGGUUUAAUAAUUCCACCAGGAUACCGACCACCUUCAUUCAUUCCACCAUUGGCACAAUUGCCAAAUCAAACCAACUGCGCAGGACUUGGAUCACCCUGUCACACAAUGGAUUGCUGCGCACCAUACUAUUGUGGCAGCUAUGGAAACCAAUGUAAAUCACCCUAAAAAUUUGAUUUCUGUCCACGAAUUAUAUUUUAUUAACAAUUUUUAAAAAAAAACUUUUUCUGUAAUUUCAUACUUUACAAAACAAUGAAAAAAAAAAUAAAUAAUUCAAUUUCCAAUUUA